This is a messenger RNA of Miscanthus lutarioriparius, 342 nucleotides long. Lineage: Eukaryota; Viridiplantae; Streptophyta; Magnoliopsida; Poales; Poaceae. The record is from the annotation of a GenBank genome assembly.
AUGAAGGACCGUAUCAUCGCCGCCGUCGACGCCCUGCACGCAGAGGUGAGGGGGUGGCUCAGGGCGUGUAGGCCUGAUGACACGUCGAAGGUGGCGUCGGCGUGGUACCACGUGACGUACCACCCGGACCGCCGCGGCGAGAAGCGGUUCUGGAGCUUCUCGUGGAUCGUCUGCGACACCCUGCUGGCGAUCAAGGCGGCGCGCAGGUGCCGGAAGCGGGUGGAAGACGCCGCCGUGCCCAUGGACUGCAACGCCUCUGCCACGCCCAUGGACUGCAACGCCUCUGCCACGCCCAUGGACUGCAACGCCUCUGCCACGCCCAUGGACUGCAACGCCUCCUAG